CGAGUCAAGGCUGAGUGCGACCGGGUGGCUGACAGUGCCGUGAGUACCGUGGUCAGCGAUGGAGCUUCUCGUGUUGGCGGUGUUGGUGACGGUGACGGCGACGAGGGGUGUCCCCCUGGCCGGUCCGGCAGAUCCAGGAGUCACGGUGGCGGGAUGGCCGGAGGACGAAGGCAACUCCACGGAAGAGGCCGGUUUCAUCGAUCUCUCCCUGGUGGAAGACGCUUGGCCCGAAGACGCCUCCAACGCGUCCCGAGAGGAGGGCCCCCAGAAGCCCUGGUCCGGGUGGAUCUACAAGGCGAUGGCUGAGGGGAUGAUCCGACUGAAUAUCACCUCCCGGGAGGCAAAAUGUUCCAAUGAUGGCCGAAUGUACCGCCAACACCUCAACAACCUGACACUGUGGGCCGCUAGGAUGUUUGACGCGUCGGCGUUGUCGCCCAAUGGGUUCAUCUCCGGCGACAUUUACCAGUUCGGACACUUCGAUGAGUGCAUUGCGAUCGACAACCCUGUGGACAAGAUCACGGGCAAGUACUGUCUGGCCACGAUCAGGUACGGGCCCGAUCCUCAAGUCCGCCCCCAGCACUAUAGCCCCCCCGCCCCCCUCUACAAGCCGCUCCCGCCUCACGCCUCUGUCUGGGACAGGCUCAAGGUAACCAAUGACCCUAGAGUGAUCCGCAGAGAUCUGUUGCGCUGGGCCGUCUGUGUUCCCAGCUCCUGUUCUGCAGCAGACAUCCAGGACUCUCUGGCCGCCAGUCUAGCAGGACCUCUACAGGACGAGAGUAUUCGCGCUGAUGUCCACCAUUCACUCCGACGACUGCUACUCUAUUCUAUGAUGUUCUUUAAAAGGAGAAGCCGAUUCCCUGUUGUCCCUCCUGCCCGCCCUCGUAUACACUGGGGUAUCUUGUAUGGUAUGGCGCUCCUGUGUUUGGCUGGCACUGUGCUGGACUAUGCUACCAAUGAUCAGACGGAGGUCAACAAAUCUUUGCGAAAGUUCAUAAAGGUGUUUUCGUCGUACGCUAACAUUAAGAAGUUGGUGAAAUCCAACCCAGAAGCGGAUUUCAAGCUACUGCACUGUUUCAAGUUCCUCAGCAUGAUGUGCGUCAUCCUCGGCCACAAAGAGAUGUACCGAUUCGGCAAACCUGUCCAAAACAUAUCAUUCGUUGAAGAGUUCUCGAAGCAAAUACCAUCGAUGCUCUUCCUCAAUGGUGGAGGGUACAUUGUGGAUACGUUCUUCCUCUUCAGUGGUUUCCUCACCUGCCAUUUCUUGGUCAAAGAACUUGAAAAGAAGAAUAGCGUCAACCUAUUCACGCUCAUCAUCGGGAAACUGUUGAGGAUUCUACCACUGUACGGGUUCGUGAUAGCAUUUCAUGGAGAAGUGUUGCCUUACCUGGAACUGGUGGGCGAAUGUACUCUCUUUAACAUUGACUGUGUCACUUCCUGUAGGAUUCUACCACUGUACGGGUUCGUGAUAGCAUUUCAUGGAGAAGUGUUGCCGUACCUGGGUCACGGACCGCUGUGGAACUCUUUGGUCUGGCGAGAAGCACUGAGAUGUCAGAAGAACUGGUGGGCGAAUGUACUCUUCCUAAACAACUACAUCAAUACGGAGGAAACGUGUAUGAUCCAAACGUGGUACCUGGCAUGUGACAUGCAUUACUUCAUCAUCGGCAUUCUGCUAAUAUACAUCAAGUUCCGCCAUCCCAAGCUGGGCAACACUCUGAUAGCUGCAGCAUUCGUCGCUGCCGCAGCGAUUCCCGCCUACAUCACUUAUGUGAAUCAGUACAAGGGAGUUGUGCAACUCUACCAUGAGCUCCAAAAGGACCCGGCACACGAUGAACACUUCCGCACUAUGUACGUGCCCAGCCAUGUGAGAUUCAUGCCCUACAUGGUGGGGCUUAUCUUGAGCUACGUUUGCCAAUAUCUCGAGAAGACAGGCUACAAAUUUCCAGGACUGUCACUGUUUGUGAUUAUCCCACUGGGAAUAGCUGUCAACCUGUCAACAACAUUUGUAGCGUACGUGUUCUACAUCGAGGAGCGCCCCUACAGUCUCCUGGAGAGUGUUCUAUACGCUGGUGUCCACCGCAUACUCUGGGCUGGUACCCUGGGAAUCUACAUUAUCGUCGAUUCUACCACAGGCAUCGGAAAGUGGGGAUCCUUGUUCAGACACCCUGCUUGGGCACCGCUGGGAAGGCUAACCUACUGUGCCUUUCUGAUCCACACCAUCCCCAUGCUGUACACCACAGGCCAGAUGCGGGCCGCACCAUACCACAGUCGCAUGAUGGCAGCGAUGUCAUUACUGGGUGAGGUUGCCCUGUCAUUCUUUUUUGCUCUACUUCUCAACUUGGUAUUCGAAUCGCCUUUUCAGAGAAUGCAAAAAAUGCUCUUCAAAAAGCAAUCAGGAGGUUCAGGAAAAUCAGGUUUGACUCAGCGGAACAUCGCUCAGACAGUGGAUAGCCAACUUAACCUGACUUGUGGAAUCUCCAAGAUCUCCUACAGGGAAGAGAACGGUUCAAACAUUGCUUUCACCGAUGAGAACGGAACAAGGAUAUCGUACAGGGAUGAGAACGGCAGGUUUAAGAGUUAGGGUGCUACUUUUUUGUUAAUUACUCUCGGUCUAGACAGACCAGUGUUGACCAGAAUUACGGCAAAAGCACCGAUCUAGCUAUAUAUAUAUAUAGCGUUAUUUAAGGGUGCAUUUUCAUUUUGUAUCUCUCUAAAAUCACCAGUAGCAGUAUUUAGAAGCUACCUUCAUGUAGCUACAAGUAAUAAUAAUAAUAACAAUAAUAAUAAUGUGCACUUAGCCGUAUAUGUUUUAUCCUUGAAUUCAUUCUAAAAACCAAAAAUAACAAAUCAAAUCAAACAUGUAUUACAUAUUUAUGUUUAGUAAUUAAUGGCUUUUAUUAUAAAUAUUAUAUUAUGUGCAAUUAAAGAUGUCACCAUGUUACCUUGUUUGUGUACCAUCUACUUGUAUUAUUAGUAUUGUAUUGUGAUAAUUGAUGUUAAUUGACUUAUUUAAGAUUUACGAUAACAUAGUAAUUUUUUAAAUUCCUGAAUGUCAAGAACAAAAUUUUAAUUAUAUAAUAUAAAAAACUGCUCAAUUUUUAAAAUUUUUGUUGAUUUAUGUAUAUAAUGCAAUUUAAGACUAAAGAAUAGAUGUUAUGAACUUGUACCAAACUAACUGUGCAAACCUAUUGUUUACACAUAAAAUGUAGUUAUUAGUGAACGUUUUGAAAUACAUAAUGGGAAAACUUA
Molecule: messenger RNA, 3246 nt
Organism: Homalodisca vitripennis (glassy-winged sharpshooter)
Lineage: Eukaryota; Metazoa; Arthropoda; Insecta; Hemiptera; Cicadellidae
Product: nose resistant to fluoxetine protein 6-like
Exons: 15
Coding region: 59-2578 (839 amino acids)
Molecular function (GO): acyltransferase activity, transferring groups other than amino-acyl groups
Source: RefSeq, a predicted model, not a curated record